CCCUAAUGUCAACAUCAGCCCGGUGUCAUAAUUCUCUGAACAAAAUAUACAAAACAUGUAAAAAGGAAUGAAAUUCCGAUAAAAAGUGGUAACGAGAUCUCUUUGUUACUAUACGUAACAUCUCAAUGAGUUACUUAAACCUGGUAGAAUACGAAAUAAGGUUUCAGUGAGAUGAAAUUGUUGUAAUAUGUGUCCAAUUUCAAUAGAAUCUUAAAAAUAGUCUUUUUAGCAAUAGCAAUUUUACAAUCCUAAAACAUUAAUUAUGUUCUUCGACAAGAGUACAAAAUACUUCCACAUCUCAGUCAUUACGAUCACAAGUCUUCUCUGCUACUACAAUAGCAUUAAUUGUGAUUUCGUUUUCGACGACAUAAGUGCAAUAAAGGACAAUAAGGACCUCAGACCGGAAUCUAGCUUCAAGCAAAUAUUUCUCAAUGACUUUUGGGGAACACCAAUGCAAAAGGAACAAAGUCACAAAUCAUACCGGCCGUUAUGCGUGUUAACAUUCCGAUGGAACUAUUUUUUCCACGAACUAAAUCCGAUGGGCUAUCACGCCGUGAAUGUGUUCUUACACGGCAUUGUUUGUGUCAUGUUCUACAAUAUGUGCAGAAUAUUCCUACGGACGAACAGUAGCUUUGUGGCUGCUAUGCUAUUUUCUGUUCAUCCCAUUCACACAGAGGCGGUUACUGGGGUCGUGGGGCGAGCUGAAAUAUUGUCGUCGGUCUUCUUUCUGGCAGCAUUUACAUUCUACACAAAGGCGAUUGCCGACAGAUCACUCACCAUUUGGCUUAACAUGUGUCUGUCAAUGGUUUCGGUUGCAACCGCUAUGCUGUGCAAGGAGCAGGGAAUUACAGUGACCGGAGUGUGUUUCGUUUAUGAAAUUUUCGUUGCACAAAAUAUUCGGUUGAAAGACCUUGCCCAUUGCAUUGGUUUACUGUGGAGCGAAAAGGGCUUUACGAUUCUGAGAAAAUUAGCAAUAUCCAGAGCAGCAAAACGCUUGGCCAUUUUAAUCGUAACGACCUUAAUGCUUCUGUACUUUCGGUUGCAAAUUAUGGACUCACAAUUGCCAGUGUUCACAAAAUUCGAUAAUCCAGCGUCAACCACUUCAACACCGUCACGUCAGCUAACGUACAGUUAUUUGGGCGCACUGAAUUUCUUGUUGCUCAUUUUUCCAUCCAAUUUGUGCUGUGAUUGGACCAUGGGAACAAUACCGUUGAUCGAGUCGGUAAAAGAUCCCAGAAAUUUGCUAACGCUUGCCGUAGCGUUAAUGGUUGUGUGUCUGUCAUGGUAUGCGUUGGCUAGUACAAAUCGAAGGAGAUCUUCCGUUCUAAUAACGAGUCUAUCGCUCGUAGCGCUACCGUUUCUACCUGCAUCGAAUCUGUUCUUCCCAGUUGGUUUUGUCAUAGCUGAACGUGUACUGUAUAUGCCGUCGAUGGGAUACUGUAUCCUGAUCGCAUACGGAUUCGAAUUGCUGUCGGAGAGGUUUCCCAAAAGGCUCGUGACACUGCUGCUACUAUCGUUGUUGGUGGUUGAUCUGAUGAAGACGGUACGGCGAAAUGAGGAUUGGCGAACAGAAUACUCGAUAUUCAUGUCCGGACUGAAAGUGAACCGCAACAAUGCAAAACUGUUCAACAACGUCGGCCAUUCGUUGGAAAACUCCGGCAAGUACACCGAAGCGUUGCGAUUCUUCCAGAAAGCCGUUCAGGUGCAGGACGAUGAUAUUGGCGCUCACAUAAAUGUCGGCCGAACGUACAAUCACCUGAAAAUGUUCAAAGAAGCUGAACUGGCGUACAUGAAAGCGAAAUCGUUGUUGCCGCGUGCCAAACCGGGCGAAACGUACCAGACCCGAAUAGCUCCGAAUCACCUGAGCGUUUUCGUGAAUUUGGCCAAUUUGAUUUCGAAGAAUAACACCCGACUGGAGGAGGCAGAUCGUUUGUACCGGCAAGCGAUUAGUAUGCGUGCCGAUUUCGUUCAAGCUUACAUCAAUCGGGGCGACGUUCUGAUCAAAUUGAAUCGAACGAAAGAGGCGCAGGAUGUAUUUGAACUAGCGUUGCGUUACGACAAAGACAAUCCCGAUAUUCAUUACAAUCUGGGAGUGGUGCAUCUAGAACAGGGUAAGCCCACUGAAGCACUUACCAGUUUCAACAGAGCGCUAGAAAUACAUCCGAUGCAUGAAUCCGCGCUGCUCAAUUCGGCUAUUUUGCUGCAAGAACUUGGUGGACAGGAAUUUCGACUCAUCGCUCGUGGCAGAUUACUGACACUCUUGGACAAAGAUCAUAACAACGAACGAGUGCACUUCAAUUUAGGUAUGCUUGCAAUGGAUGAUCGUGACAUCAACGAAGCUGAAAAGUGGUUUCGUCAGUCAGUGAAAUUGAAGUCGGAUUUUCGAAGUGCACUCUUUAAUCUGGCUCUCUUGCUCGCAGACGAUAAUCGAUCGCUGGAGGCUGAACCAUUUCUGAGUCAACUCGUCCGAUUCCAUCCGGAUCAUGUGAAGGGUCUCAUUCUUCUGGGGGACAUAAACAUAAAUCAUCUGAAGAAUCUCACCGCAGCGGAAACGUGCUAUCGGCGAAUACUUCAGUUGGAGCCGCACAACAUUCAGGGUCUUCAUAAUCUGUGCGUCGUGUACGUGGAACAGAAACAGUUGCUGAAAGCGAAAGCAUGUUUGCAGCACGCUACUCAGUUGGCUCCGUCCGAGGCGUACAUUGCAAAACAUUUGAAAAUCGUUGAGACUCGAAUUGAGAAGCUGGAACAAACGCCGAACGCUGUUGUGAAGGAAAGGGAAUUGGCAUUCCAGGAGUUUGAUGCCAGUGAAUUUGGUGGUGAUAAUAAAAUGCUCAAAAGACAACAUGUGCAGGUCGUUAACUGAAUAGUUCAAAAUGUGGGGCCUGUGUGUAUGUGAUGAGAAGGUAUUCAGAAUCAUGACAAAUUGAGGCGUGUUCGUUUCUUCUUUAACUGAAACCUAAAACUAAGUACUUAAGUCUGGUCAGUUUUUAAAAUAAUUUUUAUUUUGUUGGUUACUAUAAUUCGUCAAACGUAUUAUUUAGGCUAAUUUUGUCCGUUUAGAUGAUAAGACUACAAUACGAAAAGCAAUAAAGAAAAUUAUUGAAUUGAAUAA
Bradysia coprophila is the source of this 3112-nucleotide messenger RNA. RefSeq names its product Transmembrane O-mannosyltransferase targeting cadherins 3 (gene Tmtc3). NCBI's taxonomy places the organism in Eukaryota, Metazoa, Arthropoda, Insecta, Diptera, Sciaridae. Gene Ontology annotation, biological process: protein O-linked glycosylation via mannose. Gene Ontology annotation, molecular function: mannosyltransferase activity; protein binding. The record is from RefSeq and is a predicted model, not a curated record. Gene Ontology annotation, cellular component: endoplasmic reticulum.